UAUUAUCGUAAGGUACAAGAGAACACAUUUGAAGUUGUUGAACAUUUAAGAUUACCACCGCAUGUGAAACAUAUGGCAGCACAGGUGCAUCUAUUGAGAAAUGCCUCUCAAGUCACAAGAAACCCCAGUACAGAGAACUAACACAAGAUGGCGCUGUUUAUCUAAAGCGCAAUUAGAUUUUUUUUCUGAAGGACCUAGUUGUUCUGGUAAACAAAAGCAGAGAAUCUUAUUGUUGAAAAGAGUUAUAGAUUAAGAUUUUAAAUAAUCGUUUUAUUCGUUUAAUUGACAUUAAAAUAGUUUAUUAAUGCUUAUUCAACUUCAUACGCCAACAGUGCAACCUAAGUGCAGUUACGUUACACAGUUACGUUUCCAAGAUGUUCAAACAACCCAAUCACUCAGCGCUGUUUAUACUUGUAAUUUAUACCUGCGUAUGUUUGGCUUCAAAGCUUUCAGCUGCAGUUUUAGUUUUUUAGUGCAGUUCAAGUACACAGCAAACUCUUAGAAUAGCUUUUGGGCACACGUGCCGAUGUUGUUUACAGCCUCGGCAAGCAUACACACGCUGUGGAGCAUGGAGCAAUUCGGACACGCGAUGCAGACGGUGAAGAAACUUUUUGUGUUAUGGAAAAACAGAGGGGGUGAGGGCGUACCAUGAGGAGGUGUUGGAGGGACCUGCUCCAGUUCUAACAGAGAAGAGAGAUUUCUAUUUUUAGGGAGACUGGAAUGUACACUGUGAGGCCUCUCGAAGGAUUUCUGAACAACAAAUAACAUACCGCGGUUGCCCCAGUCUCUAUAAACAUCCACCUGCCAAACUCAAGUGACUUUCAGAAUCAGAAGUGAACUGUUUUUUGAAAGCAGAGGGACGAGUCUGAGCUCUGCUUGAGUUUUGAUGAUACAUAUUUACAGGACCAUCUAGAAUGUGCUUCAAAUCAUCUGAGACCAGCUUAGAUGGUCCAAUAGCAGAUGUCCUGCAUUUUAAAGACAAAGACCUGAUCUCAACCCUCCUCUUGGAGCUGAACACCUUGAGGAAGGACCAAAAAUUCACUGAUGUUGUUCUUUGCUCUGAGGGCAAAGAGCUCCCAUGUCACCGCAAUGUUCUGGUGUCCAGCAGCCCCUACUUCUACGCUAUGUUCUGCAGCUGCUUCCUGGAGACCCAGAAGCCCCGGAUAGACCUCCAAGGUGUUCCUUAUGACAUCCUUGCCAGUAUAGUAGAGUAUGUAUACACAGGGUCCAUCGGCAUCACCAUGGAGCAGGUUCUCCCUCUGAUGCAAGCCGCCUCUAUGCUUCAGUACGGAAGGCUUUUUGAGGCCUGCUCGACCUUCUUGCAGACCCAGCUCAGUCCAGACAACUGCCUGAGCAUGAUCCGACUCUCUGAAAUCCUGCAUUGCUCUAGCUUGCAGGAAAAAGCGAGAGAACUGGCUGUGAAGAGCUUCUCUGAUGUGGCGGUCUCCGAAGACUUCUGCGAACUGUCGCUACCCGAAUUGGUGAGCUACUUGGAGGACGACAAACUGUGUGUUGAGGAGGAGCAAGUUUUUGAGACUCUUCUAGCUUGGAUCCACCAUGACCCGUUCUCCAGAUGUAGCACUAUCCACGACUUGUUCCGUCGCGUGAGGCUGAGACAUGUCCAUCCUUCCUAUCUUUUCCAGUUUAUCGCCAAUGACCCUUUCGUCCAGUCAUCUUCUUUAUGCAUAGAGAUUAUCGAAUCCGUUCGCCGCCUUCUUUUUUCUGUCGGCACUCAUUGCCCUGGCGAUCUUGAGCCCCUUUGGGCGGUGCCACGACGGAAAAACUGCAAGGAGGCGCUUGUAGUAGUGGGAGGUCGUAAGAAUGGAGAGCGGACGUCUCGUGAGGCGCUGCUCUACGACGAGCAGACUCGCUGCUGGCAGUGUCUCGCAAAAAUCCCGCUGCGUCUUCACCGGCCCUCUUAUGUCUGCAUGCACAGCAUCCUUUAUGUGCUCGGGGGCUUAACCACGACAGCAGGAGGGCAGUGCACACCUACCAACACUGUGUACACGCUUUCUCUGAAAACAAACCAGUGGAGAGUUGGAGAACCCAUGCUGACACCUCGAUACGCCCACCAGAGCUCUACCUACCUGCAUUUCAUUUUUGUUCUGGGUGGCUUGACAGCUGACGGACAGCUGUCAAAUUCGGUAGAGCGAUACGACACCAUGUUCAACCUAUGGGAGGCCAUGGCCCCCAUGCCCACUGCAGUCCUGCACCCAGCUGUAGCCGCACAUGACCAGAGAAUAUACGUGUUCGGAGGGGAAGACGCCAUGCAGAAACCAGUUCGAAUUAUCCAGGUGUACCACAUCGGAAGGAAUCUUUGGUAUAGGAUGGAAACCAGGACAGUGAAGAACGUCUGUGCACCAGCUGCUGUGAUCGAUGAUAAAAUCUACAUUGUAGGCGGCUACACAAGAAGAAUGGUAGCAUAUGAUGUUAAAAGCAACAGAUUUGAAAAAUGUGAAAAUAUGAAGGCCAGGAAGAUGCAUCACUCUGCUGCUGUUGUGAAUGGCAAGAUCUAUGUCACAGGGGGGCGCUUCAUUAACAGUGACGAGAGUGUUGAAGACUCAGACGGCUUUGACUUCUAUGACCCAAAGACAGACUCAUGGGUGUCGAUGGGAACUUUGCCAUUCAAGCUAUUUGACCAUGGCUCAGUAAAUCUUGUCUAUCUCUCUGAUAAGUUUUUGCCUACAUGACUGUAUUAAUGUGACAAUGUCAUAUCAUACACGCUUAAAUGCGUCUGUCUCCAACUAAAAUUCUUGGAGUGCUCUAUUUGACAGAUCAUUCUGAGAAAUAAGAGUAAAAAUGGAGACCGUAUUAAGACCGCAACGCAAUGAGACACAUUUUUCGAAGCUCUCUGUGUUUGCACGGGUUGCCUUUUGAGCGUGUGAGGUUAUUAGUAAAAUAACUAUUAAAAGUUAUUUAAAAGAUAUUUUGAAAUUAAGCUCAGGCCAUGUAGUAGCAGAUAGAAGUAUGAUACUGUUCAGCUUUUAUUUUCAAGUGUCUUUUAGAUCACCUGUUUAAUGAACAAUUAAAUCAUAUUAGUGUUUGCUAAAGAAUACACAUUACCUUUGAACUUGAACAGUUUAAAAUUCUGUAUUACUACUUUGCACUUGACACUGAAUUGUUGCACAUUGUUUGUUUACAUGUACUUUUUAUCUAAACAUUCCUUCUUUUGUAAAUUGAUUAUUUAUUCAUGUUUUUUUCCUCCAAAUAUUUUCUUUUAAAAAUUGAGUGGGACAGGUAUACAUGCAAAAUGAUUUUACCAUUAAAUUCUUCAUAAAAACUAA
Messenger RNA from Pimephales promelas (fathead minnow), 3284 nucleotides. RefSeq names its product kelch-like family member 38b (gene klhl38b). Lineage: Eukaryota; Metazoa; Chordata; Actinopteri; Cypriniformes; Leuciscidae. Gene Ontology annotation, molecular function: protein binding. The record is from RefSeq and is a predicted model, not a curated record.